AUGACCAAUUGGCACCCCGACCUUUCAAACAGUAACGCGCCACGUUACAUCGCCAUAGCCGACAGCAUCGAAACCGAUCUUUCGACCGGCCGCCUGUCGCCGGGGGACAGGCUGCCUGCGCAACGACACCUGGCGAAACUGCUCGGCCUGGAUUUCACCACCGUCGCCCGCGGCUACACCGAAGCCCGCAGACGCGGCCUCCUGUCUUCGCAGGUUGGGAGCGGAACGUUUGUCACAGAUCCCCAUGACGGCGACAAGAAGAACACCGGAGGUCAUUCGAGCCGCAUCGGCAUUCCCGAUUUCUCCAUGAACUUGCCGCCGGAGCCCGAAGGCACGGCUCUGUUGUCCAAAAUGCGGUCGGGUUUUUCUGCGCUUUCAUCAGAUUUGACGCCGUUGUUGCGUUAUCAGAGCUUCGAGACGUCCGAGCCGGACCAGAACGCUGCAGUCAGUUGGCUCAAAAGCGCUGGAUUGACCGCAAGACCAGAGCAAAUUCUGUUUUCGCCAGGUGCCCAGGCAGCUCUGACAAACAUUCUGGCAACGCUUACAGCCCCUGGCGAUCAGAUUGGCAGCGAGGCGAUCACCUAUCCUGGCAUUCGUUCUGUCUGUGCGCAGCUUCACCUGGAACUCAAAGGACUGGAAACGGACGAAGACGGUAUCAUCCCUGAAAUAUUUGAAGCAGCAAGCAGAACCGGCAGGCUGAGAGCCCUUUAUCUCAACCCGACCCUGCACAAUCCGACCACACGCACCGUGCCCUACAAGCGUCGGCGGGAACUGGUUUCAAUCGCCGAGAACCACGGCAUUCCCAUUCUCGAAGACGAUGCCUACAGUCUACUCAGCCGAACGCCUCCAGUUCCGUUUGCCACACUGGCGCCCGAGAUCACCUGGUAUGUCGGCUCGCUGUCGAAGUGCCUUGGCGCCGGUCUGCGGCUCGCCUACGUUCUUGCACCGGACCAGGGUGCAUCCUGGCAAUUCUCGCGUGCAGUACGGACAUCGCAAGUCAUGCCGUCUCCGCUGACGGUCGGGCUCGCAACGCGCUGGAUCGAAGAUGACACGGCGGCCGCUCUUCUCGACCAGAUCCGCUCAGAAAGCCGAACACGGCAAACCAUUGCUGCCAACUAUCUCAAGGAUCAUGCAUUUUUAGCCGACCCGGACGGAUUCCACCUGUGGCUCAACCUGCCGGACGGCUGGAACCGGUCAGCCUUCGUCAGCCAGAUGCGCAAUCUGCAGAUAGGCAUUGUCGAAGCCGACGCCUUUACCGUUUCAGGCCAGCCAUCGGAGGCUGUCCGGAUCGGACUUGGUGGCCCUAUCAACCAUGCGCAACUCAGCCAGGCCAUGGAAAUCAUCGCUCAAACGCUGCAAGCUUCCCCUGCAAGGGCGUCGGUCUAUUUCUGA
Messenger RNA from Effrenium voratum, 1392 nucleotides. The record is from the annotation of a GenBank genome assembly. NCBI's taxonomy places the organism in Eukaryota, Dinophyceae, Suessiales, Symbiodiniaceae.